AUGGCAGAUAAGUCCAAUGCCAACAAGACUAGUAUCGCUCAAACAACAACGCGGGAACCAACUUGUCAGAAUUUCAUAACCAAUACUGUUAAACAUGGACCUGGAAAGAUUUUUGGAAUCAUCUUGACAUUUGUUCUAACCCAUCUUCUUUACCAUCUGCUAAAGCCUCUCUCUCAACCUCGCAUAACUUCUGAGAUUGUUAUAGGGAUUCUUAUUGGAAACAUACCAUGGAUUCGUGAUUCUUGUGAUGAAAAAUUUAUAACAACACUGAAUUUUAUAGCUGAAUUUGGGAUGAUUUGCUAUAUGUUUGUGUUAGGAAUGGAAAUGGAUCCUUAUGUGAUCUUUAAACAGCCAACUCAACCCGCUAUAAUAGCCUAUGCAGGGAUCAUAUCUACAUUCAUCUUAGCUUGUAGCAUAAUCCCAUUUAUGCAGUACACCCAAAAUACAGACAUUGGCUUCACCCUUUCCCUCUCAAUCAGCCUCUCAGGCAGUGGUUCACAUAUACUCACUCGGAUCAUAACCAAUCUCAAAAUAGGCAAGUCAGAUAUAGGAAAGCUUGUGAUUGCAGCAGGAGUGCACACUGAUAUGAUAUCUAUGCUUCUCAUCUCCAUUGGAUAUAUUUUUGUAUCUUCAUCAUCAAGAUUUGCUGAUCUUUCCGCCCGACUUACGAGCGUCUUAACUAUGAGUUGUACAUUGCUGCUUCAAAUAGUUUUCACGGCAAAAAUUUCUCCAAUCUUUAUGAACUGGGUGAACAAUGAAAACCCAGAAGGGAAACCCAUGAAAGGCUCGCAUUUAGUGCUCUCCAUUGCCUUCAUGGUCAUGAUUUGCACUGCCUCUCCAAUUUAUGGAUACAGUCCCAUUCUCAGUGCAUUUAUGGCUGGAAUUUUUCUUCCAAGUGAGGGCAGGGUCUCCAAAUGGGCAGUUGGUAAAAUCAACUAUCUGCUAACCACCUUUUACUAUCCAGUUUUUUUCUUCUGGAUGGGUUAUCAUGCUAAUUUCCAGAAAUUUGAACCUGGCAAAUGGGGAACAUGGGCAAGGUUCUUUGUCCUUGGAGUAAUAACACUACUCGGAAAAGUGGUCGGCACAGUCAUCUGCGGGGCCAUGUUAGGUUAUCAUUGGCGCGAAUCGUUUGAACUUGGAUUGCUUUUGACUGCCAAGGGUCAUUACCAUGUAUUCUUGGCUAUUCUUUUUAGCAUGUAUGGCAUUACAAGUACUUCAACCAGCAUAAUGAUGGUUAUUGUGAUCUUCUUCACAGUUGUGCAAACUCCAUCAAUUGUGACGCGAAUCAUCCAACGAGCAAGGAAACGUGCACCCACCCAUCGAAGGGCUCUUCAAUGGCUCGAUCCCAUGGACGAGCUUCGAAUCUUGUUUUGUGUUCAUGGAACGCAUAAUGUGCCUUCAACCAUCAACUUCAUGGAGAUUUCUCGAGGGACAGCAGAUCCUGGAAUUUUAGUUUGUGUCACUGACAUGGUUGAACUUACGGAUCAAAUAGCUGCCACAAUGGUGCAAGGUGAUGGAACGGAAACGGUCACAGUAACUGAUAAGCAAGUAACAGACAUGAGAGAUCAGGUCACCCAGACAAUCCAAGCUUAUGUGGAUGGAAGUGGAGGUGGUAUCAUUUUAAGAAGAAUGCUAGCUCUUUCAACUUUCAAUAGCAUGACUCAAGACAUCUGCAUUUUAGCAGAGAACUUAAUGGCCUCCCUGAUCAUCUUGCCAUUUCACAAGAACCAGAAUGCAGAUGGAACUUUAGAUGGGGGUAAUCCUGGGUUUCGAUAUGUGAACCGGAAGGUGCUUAGAAAUGCGCCAUGUUCAGUUGGGAUUCUUGUGGAUAGAGGUCUUGGAUUAGCUGAUAAAAUAUCAACAACACCAAGAUCCUUCCAUGCAGCAGUCAUCUUCAUCGGAGGCAAAGAUGACAGAGAAGCACUAGCCUAUGCAGGUCGUGUAGCUCGACAUCCAGGAGUAAAGCUCACAGUGAUAAGAUUCCUGCUAGAUGACAAUUCAGAAAGCAACAGAAGAACAGGAAAUUACAGAGUAAAUCUUGCUGAGCAGGAAGCAGAAAUGAAGCUAGACGAUGAGUGUUUUGCUUACUUCUAUGAAAGAUAUGUUGCAGGAGGGCAUGUCUCUUACAUGGAGAAGCACAUGGCCAAUUCAGCUGAGACCUAUGCAACUCUGAGAUCAUUAGAAGGGCAGUAUGCACUAAUCAUCGUAGGACAAGGAGGGAGGGUGAACUCAAUAUUAACAGUUGGGAUGAAUGAUUGGCAGCAAUGUCCAGAAUUAGGCCCAGUAGGGGAUGUGCUUUCAGGGUCUAGUUUCUCACUCAAGACCUCUGUUUUGAUCAUCCAACAACACCAUCUCAAAGGAGAACUAGAUGGGGUGGAUCAUGAAUUCUCGAUCAUGUAAAUUUUCUAGUGACAUAGGUCAAAAAUCUUAGGCAGGAAAGAACCAGAGAUUACUUGUAGAAAUACAAUUGGUAGAAUGAACAGAAAUGCAAAUACGCAAUGAGAAGUU
Molecule: messenger RNA, 2508 nt
Organism: Hevea brasiliensis (rubber tree)
Lineage: Eukaryota; Viridiplantae; Streptophyta; Magnoliopsida; Malpighiales; Euphorbiaceae
Product: cation/H(+) antiporter 28-like
Exons: 4
Coding region: 1-2400 (799 amino acids)
Biological process (GO): proton transmembrane transport; regulation of pH
Cellular component (GO): membrane; endomembrane system
Molecular function (GO): antiporter activity
Source: RefSeq, a predicted model, not a curated record